Messenger RNA from Austrofundulus limnaeus, 6250 nucleotides. Its product is annotated as myosin-3. The record is from RefSeq and is a predicted model, not a curated record. Bases 136 to 5952 code for a protein of 1938 amino acids. Gene Ontology annotation, cellular component: myosin filament; cytoplasm; myosin II complex. The transcript is spliced from 41 exons. Gene Ontology annotation, molecular function: microfilament motor activity; actin filament binding; ATP binding. NCBI's taxonomy places the organism in Eukaryota, Metazoa, Chordata, Actinopteri, Cyprinodontiformes, Rivulidae.
CAGCCAGUGUGGUGUGUUCCUUGUGUUUCCCUGAGAAGUUAUCAGAGGACAGUCCUGCUCUGUGACGAGCUGCUGCCAGAAUCUUAGGAAAACUUUCCGUUCCUGCUCCGGUGCAGUCAAUCAGAGGGAUAGAAAAUGAGUGCUGAUGGGGAAAUGGUGAUUUUCGGGCCUGCAGCCCAGUACCUCCGUAAGUCUGAGAAGGAGCGAACAGAGGCCCAGAACCACCCGUUUGACAGCAAGACGGCCUGCUUCGUAAGUGACGAGAAAGAGCUGUACGUGAAGGCCAAGGUGCAGGACAGAGCUGAGGGCAAAGUCACAGUGAAGACCAUCGAUGACAGAACUGUGGUGGUCAGGGAGGACCAGGUGUUUCCCAUGAACCCCCCUAAGUUUGAUAAGAUUGAAGACAUGGUGAUGAUGACACACCUGCAUGAACCUGCGGUGCUUUUCAACCUGAAGGAGCGAUACGCAGCAUGGAUGAUCUAUACCUACUCUGGACUCUUCUGUGUCACCGUUAAUCCUUACAAAUGGCUGCCGGUUUACAACCCAGAAGUGGUCCAGGCCUAUAGGGGGAAGAAGAGGAUGGAGGUCCCCCCUCACAUCUUCGCCCUAUCUGACAAUGCCUACCAGUUCAUGCUGACAGAUCGAGAGAAUCAGUCGAUUCUCAUCACCGGAGAAUCUGGCGCCGGUAAAACCGUCAACACCAAACGGGUCAUUCAGUAUUUCGCAACCAUCGCGGUUCCCACUGACAAGAAGAAAGAGGCCAACGGCAAAAUCAAGGGGACUCUGGAGGAUCAGAUCAUCCAGGCCAACCCACUGCUGGAGGCGUUCGGGAAUGCCAAGACUGUGAGGAAUGACAACUCGUCUCGUUUCGGUAAAUUUAUCAGAAUCCACUUCGGUGCGACCGGUAAACUGGCCUCUGCCGACAUCGAAACCUAUCUGCUGGAAAAAUCCCGUGUGACCUUCCAGCUGGCAGCUGAGCGAAGUUAUCAUAUCUUUUAUCAGCUCACCUGCAACAAGAAGCCGGAACUUAUCGAUAUGCUCCUCAUCACCACCAACCCCUUUGACUUCGCCUUCAUCAGUCAGGGAGAAAUCAGCGUGACGAGCAUCAACGACGCCGAGGAGCUGCUGGCUACAGACGAGGCGUUUGAUAUUCUGGGCUUCUCAGCUGAGGAGAAAACGUCUGCCUACAAGCUGACUGGCGCCGUGAUGCAUUAUGGGAACAUGAAGUUCAAACAGAAGCAGCGGGAGGAGCAGGCCGAGCCCGACGGCACUGAGGAGGCUGAUAAAGCUGCGUAUCUGAUGGGCCUGAACUCUGCAGACCUGCUGAAGAACCUGUGUUAUCCCAGAGUGAAGGUUGGAAAUGAGUUUGUUACCAAAGGACAAAAUGUUCAGCAGGUUUACAACUCCAUCGGCGCUCUGGCAAAAUCUGUGUAUGAGAAGAUGUUCCUGUGGAUGGUUCUACGAAUCAACCAGCAACUCGACACCAAACAACCCAGACAGCAUUUUAUUGGAGUUCUGGACAUCGCUGGCUUUGAGAUCUUUGAUUACAACAGCAUGGAGCAGCUUUGCAUUAACUUCACUAACGAGAAGCUGCAGCAGUUUUUCAACCAUCACAUGUUCGUCCUGGAGCAAGAGGAGUACAAGAAGGAAGGGAUCGAGUGGGAGUUCAUUGACUUUGGCAUGGACCUGGCCGCCUGCAUCGAACUCAUCGAAAAGCCCAUGGGAAUCUUCUCCAUCCUGGAAGAGGAAUGCAUGUUCCCCAAAUCCACAGACGCGUCCUUCAAAAACAAGCUGUACGACCAACAUCUGGGCAAGAACAGCUGCUUCCUGAAGCCCAAAGUGGUGAAGGGGAAGCCCGAGGCCCACUUCACGUUGGUGCACUAUGCCGGCAACGUGGACUACAAUAUCACCGGCUGGCUGGUGAAGAACAAAGACCCCCUGAAUGAAUCAGUGGUCCAACUUUACCAGAAGUCUUCAAACAAAACACUGGCCAUGCUGUAUGCAAGCUUCUCUGGAACAGACGAGGCAGCUGGAGGAGGAAGCAAAAAGGGCUCAAAGAAGAAGGGAGCAUCUUUCCAAACAGUGUCAGCUCUGUUCAGGGAGAACCUUGGGAAGCUCAUGACCAACCUGAGAACCACUCAUCCUCACUUUGUUCGCUGCUUGAUACCAAACGAGACCAAAACCCCAGGAACGAUGGAGAACUCUCUGGUCAUCCACCAGCUUCGAUGUAACGGUGUGCUGGAAGGAAUCCGGAUCUGCAGGAAAGGAUUCCCCAGCAGAAUCCUUUACGGGGACUUCAAGCAGAGGUACAGGAUUCUUAACGCCAGCGCCGUGCCUGAAGGACAGUUCAUGGACAACAAGAAGGCUGCGGAGAAGCUGCUGAACUCCAUCGACGUGGAUCACACCCAGUACAAGUUUGGACACACAAAGGUGUUCUUUAAAGCCGGCCUGCUGGGGGCUCUGGAGGAGAUGAGGGACGAGCGGUUAGCUCAGGUGGUCAUGUCCACUCAGGCUCUGUGUCGCGGUUACCUCGUCCGCCUGGAGUACCAGAAGAUGGUGGCCAGAAAGGAGGCCAUCUACACGCUCCAGUAUAAUCUCCGCUCCUUUAUGAACGUCAAACACUGGCCCUGGAUGAAGCUCUACUUCAAGCUGAAGCCUCUUCUGAAGAGCGCCGAGGCCGAGAAGGAGAUGGCCCAGAUGAAGGUGGAUUUCACCAAACUCAAGGAGGACCUGGCCAAAUCCGAGAACCGGCGGAGGGAGCUGGAGGAGAAGAUGGUCUCCAUCAUUCAAGAGAAAAACGAUCUCCUGCUUCAAGUCCAGGCGGAAGCCGACAACCUCCUCGAUGCAGAGGAGAGGUGUGAAGGGCUCAUCAAAAGCAAGAUCCAGCUGGAGGCCAAGCUGAAGGAGGUGACAGAGAGGCUGGAGGACGAGGAGGAGGUGAACGCUGAGCUGACCGCCAAGAAGAGGAAACUGGAGGACGAGUGCGCCGAGCUGAAGCGGGACAUCGACGACGUGGAGCUGACGUUGGCCAAAGUGGAGAAGGAGAAACACGCUGUGGAAAACAAGGUGAAGAAWCUGACUGAGGAGAUCUUGAGUCAAGACGAAAACAUCUCCAAACUGUCCAAAGAGAAGAAAGCUCUGCAGGAGGCCCACCAGCAGCUGCUGGACGACCUGCAGUCGGAGGAGGACAAAACAAACUCUCUGACCAAAGCUAGAACCAAACUGGAGCAGCAGGUGGACGAGCUGGAGGGGGCGCUGGAACAAGAGAAGAAGGUCCGCAUGGACCUGGAGAGAGCCAAGAGGAAGCUGGAGGGGGACCUGAAACUGGGCCAGGAGUCCAUCAUGGAUCUGGAGAAUGAGAAGCAGCAGCUGGAUGAAAAACUGAAGAAGAAAGAUUUUGAGCUGUCACAACUGCAGACCAAGAUAGAAGAUGAACAAUCUCUCAGUGCUCAGCUUCAGAAGAAGAUCAAAGAGCUUCAGGCCAGAAUCGAGGAGCUGGAGGAAGAAAUCGAGUCUGAGCGCUCAUCUCGAGCCAAAGUGGAGAAGCAGAGGUCCGACUUGUCCAGAGAGCUGGAGGAGAUCACCGAGAGGCUGGAGGAGGCCGGAGGAGCCACCGCCGCUCAGGUAGAGAUGAACAAGAAGCGCGAGGCCGAGUUCCAGAAGCUGCGCCGGGACCUGGAGGAGCUGUCCCUGCAGCACGAGGGAACGUCGGCCGCCCUGCGUAAGAAACACGCCGACAGCGUGGCGGAGAUGGGAGAGCAGCUCGAUAACAUCCAGAGGGUCAAGCAGAAGCUGGAGAAGGAGAAGAGCGAGCUGAGGCUGGAGCUGGACGACUUAUCCAGCAACAUGGAAACCACGGCCAAGGCCAAGGUCAACCUGGAGAAGAUGUGUCAUUCACUUGAAGAUCAGCUGAGCGAGGUGAAAAGCAAAGAGGACGAGCAUCUGAGACUCAUAAACGACCUGUCGAGUCAGAAAGCUCGACUGACCACCGAACACGCGGAGAUGGCUCGCCAGCUGGAGGAGAAGGAGUCCUUAAUGUCCCAGCUGACCCGAGCAAAGCAGGCCUUCAUUCAGCAGAUGGAGGAGCUGAAACGGCUUCACGAAGAGGAGGUGAAGGCCAAAAACGCCUUGGCUCACAGUCUGCAGUCGUCUCGUCACGACUGUGAGCUCCUCAGAGAGCAGUAUGAGGAGGAGCAGGAAGCGAAAGCCGAGCUGCUCCGCUGCCUGUCCAAGGCCAACAGCGAGGUCGCUCAGUGGAGAACCAAAUACGAGACGGACGCCAUCCAACGGACCGAGGAGCUCGAGGAGGCCAAGAAGAAGCUGGCGCUGCGUCUGCAGGACGCCGAGGAAGCUGUGGAGGCCGUCAACUCAAAGUGCUCCUCGCUGGAGAAAACCAAACAUCGGCUGCAGGGAGAAGUGGAGGACUUAAUGAUGGACAUGGAGAGGUCCAACUCUGCUGCUGCUGCUUUGGACAAGAAGCAGAGGAACUUUGACAAGGUUGUGUCAGAGUGGAAGCAGAAACACGAGGAGGGUCAAGCAGAGCUGGAGUCGGCUCUAAAAGAGGUCCGCUCUCUGGGAACGGAGAACUUCAAGAUGAAGAACGCCUUCGAAGAAUGUCUGGAACAACUCGAGACGCUGAAACGGGAGAACAAAAACCUGCAACAGGAAAUAAUGGAUCUCACCGAGCAGCUGGGAGAGACGAACAAAUCCAUCCACGAACUGGAAAAGUCAAAGAAACAAGCUGAGCAGGAGAAGCUGGAAACCCAGGCAGCUCUGGAGGAAGCAGAGGCCUCUCUGGAGCACGAGGAGUCCAAGAUCCUGAGGGUCCAGCUGGAGCUGAACCAGAUGAAGUCCGAGGUGGACAAGAAGAUAGCGGAGAAGGACGAGGAGGUGGAGCAGCUGAAGAGGAGCAGCCAAAGAGCCGUCGACACCAUGCAGAGUCAUUUGGAUGCUGAAGUCCGGAGCAGAAACGACGCCCUGAGAGUGAAGAAGAAGAUGGAGGGCGACCUGAACGAGAUCGAGGUCCAGCUGAGCCACGCCAACAGGCAGGCAGCUGAAGCUCAGAAACAGCUGAGGAACAUCCAGGUUCAGCUGAAGGAGGCUCAGAUCCACCUGGACGAUGUGUUGAGGAGCAACGAUGACCUGAAGGAGCAGGCCGCCGUGACCGAGCGCAGAAACAACCUCCUGCAGGCCGAGGUGGAGGAGAUCCGAGCAGCACUGGAGCAAACCGAGAGGAGCCGCAAGCUCGCCGAGCAGGAGCUGCUAGACGCCAGCGAGAGAGUUCAGCUGCUUCAUGCACAGAACACCAGCCUGCUGAACAGCCGCAAGAAGCUGGAGGCCGACCUGUCUCAGAUCCAGAGUGAGAUGGACGACAGCCUCCAAGCAGCGAGGAACGCUGAGGAGAAAGCAAAGAAGGCCAUCACUGAUGCUGCCAUGAUGGCCGAGGAGCUGAAGAAAGAGCAGGACACCAGCACUCACCUGGAGAGGAUGAAGAAGAACCUGGAGGCGACGGUCAAGGACCUGCAGCAGCGUCUGGACGAAGCUGAGAACCUGGCCAUGAAGGGCGGCAAGAAGCAGCUCCAAAAGCUGGAAGCGAGGGUGCGAGAGCUGGAGACGGAGCUUGAAGCAGAACAAAAACACGGCUCAGAAUUGGUGAAAGGUGUGCGCAAGCUGGAGCGCAGGAUCAAAGAAGUCACCUAUCAGUGUGAGGAGGACAGGAAGACCAUGCUGAGGCUGCAGGAGCUCGUGGACAAACUGCAGCUCAAAGUUAAAGUCUACAAGCGUCAGGCCGAAGAGGCUGAAGAGCAGGCCAACGUUCACCUGACUAAACUGAGGAAGGUGCAGCACGAGCUGGAGGAGGCUGAGGAGCGAGCCGACAUUGCUGAAUCCCAGAUCAAUAAGAUGAAAGUCAAAAGUCGGGACGUGGGCAAGGCUAAAGACAGCGGAGAGUGAUCAGGACUGACUGCAGCAGAGACAUAAAUACCUGCUGUGUUUGAACUGAGCUAGUCUGCAACAUACUCUUAACCUAAAGUACCUUUUUUAAAGUCACUUUCUGCAUUUAGGUUUUAAAAUUAUAUUUUAAAUCCUAUCCCUUUUUUUACAAAAAUAAUCCGUUACAAAGCUGUUUUCUACCACUAGAGGGCACCAAAGUACAGCAGUUCUUUUAUAAUUUGACGCAUUGUGACUUUAAAAAUGUAUCUUAGCAUAUUGYGUGUGCGUGUGAUAGCGGCUGUAUGUUGCCUUAACUCAA